Vespula pensylvanica (western yellowjacket) is the source of this 1376-nucleotide messenger RNA. RefSeq lists its product as uncharacterized. The transcript has 3 exons. The record is from RefSeq and is a predicted model, not a curated record. Bases 122 to 685 code for a protein of 187 amino acids. Lineage: Eukaryota; Metazoa; Arthropoda; Insecta; Hymenoptera; Vespidae.
AAGAAAAGAAGGAAGAAAGGAAAGGACAGGAAAGGAAGGGAAAAAAAACAAUAUAAAAAGAAUAUAAAAAGAUCUUUCGUAUGAUCGAGAUUCGCACAAGAAAAAAGAAAAAAGAGGAAUCAUGGCUACGGUCUUCGAGAGUCCAUUUCUGUCGAACCGACUGCGUCAGAUCGAAGAACGUUACGAACCGAGCACGUUUGGCAGGUGCGAUUGCACGAGCUAUAGUUAUUUAUCGUUGAGUGUCAUUCUCUUCACGGUCGGAACAGCGAUCACCGUAUUUGCGCUCGGCGAUGUCGCUGAGGGAUACGUAUUUUCCAAUUUGGGCCACAUGUGGCUCAUAGGUCCGAUCUUUAUUUGUUCCGGACUGAUGGUCGCCGUUAAGUGUAUGCUAUAUCUUAGAAGAAAGUCCGUCAUACAAAUGAUCUUUCAUCAACGACAACUUUUCAGGCAUUUGCAGGAACUGGCAGCUUCUCCGAGCGUCGGUACAAGCGGUAUGGGUACUCCCGGACCACCUUCUUACGAAGUUAUUACGCAAGCUCAAGGAUCAAAUGAAUUGCCACCUCCUUCAUACGCGGAAGCUGUUUCUCUUUUACGACAAGCGGGAAUUAAUGAUACGAAAUUGGAUUGUGGGACUGUUUCGUGCAGUACCAUCAAUGUCGAUGAGAAUAUGCGUAGCAAACCAUGAGGUACGUUUGAAUUCUGUAAAGGUAAUCGACUUGGCCUAUUUGAAGAUAUUAGCAAAGACGAGAAGACUUUAAUGUCUCUCAUUGCUGAAGAGUAUCUUAUUUGGAUGGUUAUUCAUACGAAACAAUUUGAUACUGUUUCGAAUUUACAACAAAGCAUUCUGAGAAAUAGAUCAGCAGGGUGUAUUUAAAAUCCAAUUGGUUUUGGAUUUUUUAUAAAAUCGCUAUUAGUGGCUUCCAUUUAAUAUUAAUAUUAUUAGGACAAUUGAAAACGAAUUACAAUUCAACUAUGACCUACACUUGUUGGAGAAAAUCCAAUAUCAUGCGCAUAGUUUCUUCUUUUCAUCUUGUGUUUGUAAAGAUAACAAACACGCACAGCUACGAGAGCACUAAUAAAACGUAUAUGAUUGAGGAUUAAGUUUGAUGAAACCAAUUACAAAUAGAAUGUUUAUUCAAUAAUUUCCUAGAAAUAUGUAAGUGUUUGCUUACAUAAAAGGAAAAUGAUACAAUGUAUAUAAACAGACUAUUAUAAUAUUUCAUAAGAGUGGGAUACUUAAUAUCAAAUUGGUGCUAAAUAAUGAAUUAUGUACUAGACAAAACAUUAGUGAAGUAAUUUUCUUUGUGUGCUGGCUGUAGGCUUAUACUUAAUACAUUGAGUAAUUUUUGAAAGUAAAUAAAAUUUACUAUUCAUUA